AUGGGAGGUACUGAAGAAAUAAAAUCUCUCGAAGAUAAUAAUGAAACUGCAAUAGAUAUUCUUUCGGAAAAUCAACCAAGACCACAUAAUGGGAAACUAAUUGAUCGGAUGGUGGUUUCUCCAGAUAUGAGUUAUGUUGUUACUUAUAGUGAAUUUGAUAAUUCAAUUAAUGGAUGGUUAGUUGACAUUGAAAAGGAUAAACAACAACACGAUAAGAAUUUCGUCCUUUAUGACCCCUAUAAAAUUAGUUCAUUCGUAUUAUAUAAAAAAAUUUUGAUAUACUAUUAUUAUAAAGCAAAUGAACAUUGUUAUCGCAUUGUUGACUUUAACGGUGGCAAAUGUCAAUUUCUUCAACUAAAGCAUGCAGAAAUGCAAUCAAUUGAGAAAAAUAGGCAUAAAGAAAUUGAUACCAUUCAAGAAAAGUCAGUGGGGUUUCUUCCUAAUGGGGAUUUAGUCCUAGUAUCGUUAACGGAUUACAAAAUCUACUUGUAUUCUUUUAAAAGUAAGCCAAAAACGGAUAGAACACCUUGGGAAUAUUCUAAAGUAUACGACAUAGACAUUCCGGGAAGGAGUGAUGAAUAUGUAGAUUGUUUAAUAUAUCAAACAGCAAACAUCACAAAAUUAUUUGUUUCGACGACGACUAAAUAUUAUGAAUAUGAUACCGUGACAACGAUAACUCAAUUGGAUUUAUCAACAAUGAGUUUUGAGAUGCAAUACCAUUUAUCUGAUAGUUAUAAAACGUUCGAUCUUGAUCGGAGUUUAUCUAAUAUUGUAAUGAAUCAAAAUCAAACAUUGUUGGCAUUAAACAUUAAGGAAGUAAUUUACAUCUUUUCAAUAGAAACCGGAAUACAGGUUUCAAGAUAUUCGGAUGACUAUGAAGCAGUAGAAUUUGUAACUUUAAAGGAUGGUUCUGAAGGAUUAAUUAUUUAUAAAAAACUUUCUGACGAAACAUCAUGCAAGUUCGUAGAUCCUUUCCUUCCUUCUGACACAAUGAUUGAUAUUACCAAUAUCAUCGACGAUCCUAGGAACGUUAUCAUAAAUAUGUCAAACAGAAAAUUUUCCAUUGUCGAAAAUAAUGUUUGCGUUUCAGAUGGGUUGAAUGAAGACACGUUUGAACAAAUAUUAAAGAAUACCUAUCACAGUAAUAUUUACACAUUAGCUAUCUUCAAAACCAUACAAAAUAUGCUUAAGGAUAUCCUUAACGGCAUCAACAAAAUUGAUAAGGUCGGAUUGGUACGCGGAGAACUUUUUCGGUUUAAGCUUAAAAAUAAUGAUAAAGGUUCUUUUGUGAUUAAAGGAUUCAAUAAAUCACAUGAUCAUAAAUGGAAAGAAACGCGUAACUGUGAUUCUCAUCGAUCUAUUGAUAUACUUUCAUAUCAACAAUUAAAUAAUCAGGAUUUGGCCUUAAUUACUAAACGAGGAAUCUUUAUCUAUACACUUGACGGAGAUAUAUUAACUCUUCGAUACUUUUGGAAUAAUGAGAAUUGGAAUGAGAAUUGGAAAAGAUACAAACAAUCCGGGUCUAAAAUCGAUAUUAACGAUCUUAUUCAAGAAGUUCUAAAUAAAGAAUUUUCUGACUCAUUUUCUUCGUUACCACCACCGAACUUUAUAAUAAUAUUUGAAAAUUGUGAUGUCAAUGAUCUGGAUGAUCCCUACGAAAAAGUAUUAUUUGUAAAGAGUUUGGACAAUCCAAUUAAUCUUUACAAGAUUUUACUUUUGAAUAUUAUAAAUAAUCCAGCAGAAUUUUCAAAAUUUGGAUCAGAAAUAUUGGAUAUAGCAAUUGAUAAGAGGAAUGAUUAUAUCGUCCAAUCAAUUUUCAACAAGAUUAUCAGAUUGAUCGACCAAGAAAAUGAAAAUAAUUCAACAAAUCAUAUGAUGUUAUUACCUUACAUCAUUAGUCUUAAACUACAUAAAUUAUGUGAUCAUGAUUUCUAUCGUUAUUCUAAUUUAGUUAUCAAAUAUAUCUUAUAUACCUCCAUUAUAUUGGAUCCCUCUUGUUUGUCAAUUAAAAAUUUGGAAAAUACUCCAUUUCAUUCUUACUCCAAGAAUGUUUGUAUUAAAGAAUCAAAUCAUAAUCGUUUUAAAGCUUUAAUACAAUCAUUUUAUAAAAAUCAUUCAAUACAACAGAAAAUUCGAAAAAUUAGUUUUGUCGUCUUGUUUCCUCAAAUUUGUAAAUAUCAAGAUGAUGAUUAUGGUGGAAACUCUUGGAAUGAACUUUUAUUUAAGCCGAAAUCUAUACUUUUUUGUAAUAUUGAUUCAGAUCAUUCUUACAAUUGGUGGAAUUUUACUGCUAUUAUAGAUUUUAAAUGGAAUACUUUUGGAAAAUAUUAUUAUUAUUGCAUUUGGAUUUUUUAUACUGUCUUUUUUCUGUGUUUUGCAAUUGCUUCUACAUUAGAACAAAACUCUAUUGCCGAUUUUUAUCGUAAUAUACUUUUUAUAAUUUCUAUUUUACUUGGCCUUGUACAUUUAACAUUUGAAUUUCGACAAUGUUUAUGGAGACCGAACAUUUACUUUAAAAAUCUAUGGAAUUACUUUGAUAUAGGAGCAUAUUCCUUACCCAUUAUAACAUCUAUAUAUUGGCUUUCUAAUGGGGAACCAUUAACUAAUCCAUCGGAACUUGCAAAUACAUUUAACUCUGUUAAUUCAGAUGAGACUAUAUUGAUUCAAUCAACUGAUUCAAAUACAAAUAUGUUUAAUUGGUUUCCUACUUCACUUUUAGCAAUGUAUUUAUUUAUUACAGGUGAUUCCGGUUCCCUGUCGUCAUUGACUUACCGUGAAAAUCCUACAAUGACAAUAUUGUUAGUUUUAUUCACAUUCUUUACCGUGAUUUAUCUUAUGAACUUAUUUAUCGGAUUGCUAAACAUGGCAAUUGAAGAUUAUAACAAGUAUGAGGAAUUCUUGCUUCAAAAAGCAAAGGUCAUUGUGGAGAUUGAAUUAUUUUAUAUGUUACCUUACCAAAAACGUAAAAAGGAAUGGUUUCCAGAUUGGAUGUAA
Messenger RNA from Funneliformis caledonium, 2994 nucleotides. Lineage: Eukaryota; Fungi; Glomeromycota; Glomeromycetes; Glomerales; Glomeraceae. The record is from the annotation of a GenBank genome assembly.